AUGGCCGCUCCUCGCCGUCCGCUACCGUGCGGCAUCUACGCCCCGACCAUGACCUUUUUCGACGCCGAGACCGAGGACCUCGACAUCCCCACCAUUAAAAAGCACGCACAGCGCCUCAUCCGCGACGGUCUCGUCGGUCUCGUCGUCAUGGGCUCCAACGGCGAGGCCGUCCACUGCACGCGCGAGGAAAAGCUCGCCGUCACCCAAGCUACGCGCGCAGCCCUCGACGAGGCCGGCUUCGCCUCCACGCCCAUCAUCCUGGGCGCCACCGAGGGCUCCGUGCGCGGCACCCUUGAGCUGUGCACGCUGGCCGCCGCGCACGGCGCCGACUAUGCCCUGCUCCUGCCGCCGUCGUACUACCGCGCGCAGACGGACGAGGGCGUCAUCCUCGACUACUUUACCGCCGUCGCCGACGCCUCGCCGCUGCCCGUCAUCCUGUACAACUACCCCGGCGCCGUCUCCGGCAUCGACAUGGACAGCGACCUGCUCGUCCGGCUGGCGGCGCACCCCAACAUUGUCGGCACCAAGUUCACCUGCGGCAACACGGGCAAGCUGACGCGCGUGGCGCUGGCCACGCGCGCCAAGACUCCGUCGGCCAAAGGUUCCGGGUACAUGGCGUUUGGCGGCAUGUGCGACUUCACCACGCAGACCCUGCAGAGCGGCGGCAGCGGCAUCAUUGCGGGCGGCGCCAACGUCAUGCCCAAGGUCUGCGCCCGCGUGUGGAACCUGUACGCCGAGGGCCGGCGCGACGAGGCUGAGGCGCUGCAAAAGAUUCUCAGCAAGGGCGAUUGGCCGCUCACCAAGGCGGCCAUUGCUGGAACCAAGCAGGCCAUUCAGACCUAUUUUGGUUACGGCGGGUAUCCUAGACGGCCGCUGAAGCGUCUCGAUCAGGCGUCCAUCAAGGCAAUUGAAGAAGGCACACGCGAAGUGAUGGAGGUGGAAAAGAGCCUUCCCUCUGAGGUGUACGCUACCGGUCAUGCCAUUGCUUAG
Messenger RNA from Cordyceps militaris CM01, 990 nucleotides. Its product is annotated as dihydrodipicolinate synthase. The record is from RefSeq and is a predicted model, not a curated record. Lineage: Eukaryota; Fungi; Ascomycota; Sordariomycetes; Hypocreales; Cordycipitaceae. Gene Ontology annotation, molecular function: 4-hydroxy-tetrahydrodipicolinate synthase activity. Bases 1 to 990 code for a protein of 329 amino acids. The transcript has 2 exons.